This is a messenger RNA of Hordeum vulgare subsp. vulgare (domesticated barley), 1752 nucleotides long. RefSeq lists its product as uncharacterized. The record is from RefSeq and is a predicted model, not a curated record. The transcript has 5 exons. Bases 1 to 1752 code for a protein of 583 amino acids. Gene Ontology annotation, molecular function: helicase activity. NCBI's taxonomy places the organism in Eukaryota, Viridiplantae, Streptophyta, Magnoliopsida, Poales, Poaceae.
AUGGAAAAGAAGAAAGCUGAAAAGCAUGGGGACAAACCCCUCCUGCGCAAGGACGAGCAUUCUUUGCCCCCAAGUUAUCCUUUAGGUCAGCUUGUCGCACCUUUCUCUCUGUUCUGCAACACAAUCCAUAACAGGCCUGAAGACGAGGAAGAAGAGCGCCAUAAGGAAGGAUGGCAUGACUAUGACGCUAUGAUGGAGGCAUUCAGAGAACUGCCAUUCAAGGAUUAUUUGAAAAAUGAAUACAAGAAAGUUUCUAUGGAUUUGCGCUGUUGCAUUGAGAAACUAUAUAAUGAUCAUCCAAGAAUUUCAGAAUCAGAACAGAUCUUUCAGUGUAUGCAAGAAGUACUUGAAUUAAUCAAAAUUCUCCAUCCUUUGAUAAAUUAUAACAGGGGUAAUGAUGAUAUAUGGUUAGAGGAAAUUCUUGAGGGCAAAGUAGAAGAGGACUGUAAUCCCGUUUCCUGGCCUGAGAAGCUAGCCUGUGUGCAGACUAGCGCAUGCAGUGAAUCCAAGUUCAAGCUGGCUAGAUCCCUGUGUGUGCAAGAAUUAAGAUAUCUUUGCAAAAACCUGAUUCUUCCAGAUUGUUAUAGCGGGAGGGGAGUUCAACACUAUCUUCUGCAGAGAACGAAAUGUAUUCUCUGUACAGUUUCCAGCUCUUUCAGGUUGUACAAUGUGACCAUGGGUAAUUACCCUUCAUCAUCUGAUACAUGUUUGGACAAGAAGACUGAAAAUUUGAAUCUUGGCUUGCUGAUUGUCGACGAGGCUGCACAGCUCAAAGAGCGUGAGACCUUAAUUCCCUUGCUGCUGCCUGGCAUAAAGCAGGCUGUUUUUAUCGGAGACGAAUAUCAGUUACCUGCUCUGGUGAAAAGCAAAAUAUCUGACAAUGCUAAAUUCGGUCGAAGUGUUUUUGAGAGAUUAAGUAUGCUGGGUUAUAGUAAGCACCUUCUCAAUGUGCAAUACAGGAUGCAUCCAAAAAUAAGCAAGUUUCCAGUUGUUACAUUUUAUGAUGGCAAGAUAUCUGAUGGUCCCAAUGUCACUACAGAGAGCUAUGAAAAAAAGUUUUUAGUAGGCAAAAUCUUUGGGUCAUACUCCUUCAUAAAUGUAGAUGGAGGACAUGAAACAACUGAGAAGUACGGGCGUAGCCUGAAAAACACAAUUGAAGCUGCUGCCGUUUCGCGGAUAGUGCAGAGGUUGUUCAAAGAGUCAUUCUCUACAGGAAUCAAAAUCUCUGUUGGUGUCGUGUCCCCGUAUAAUGCUCAAGUUAGGGCAAUCUCUGAAAAACUUGGGAAAUCGUACAAUAGGUAUGAUGGUUUCUCUGUGAAAGUGAAAUCUGUGGAUGGCUUCCAAGGCGCAGAGGAAGAUAUCAUUAUCAUAUCAACUGUGAGGAGCAAUAAAGCUGGUUCUGUUGGAUUUCUCACAAACACGCAGAGGACCAAUGUGGCUCUCACAAGAGCUAAGCACUGUUUAUGGAUAGUAGGAAACGGGACGACGUUGUCCAACAGCAAGUCUGUUUGGCAGAAGAUAGUGAAAGAUGCGCAAGACCGAGAUUGCUAUUUUGAUGCCGAUGAAGACAAAGAUCUUUCAAAUGCAGUAAUCAAGGCAGUAAUCGAGCUCGGCGACGAUGAUAAUGUAAGGAAAAUGGACUCGCUGGAUAUAAACAAGCCAAGGUUUCAGUUCAACACCCCCCUCAGCCGGAACUCCAUGACCGUGGAUGUUGAGGCUGGACCUGAACUCGUGGAACACCAGCGACGGUAG